UGAACACCCGUUUUGCGAUGCCCUGAUGGCGGCACCUCAUCCCCAUGAUACUGACUUGUCAGCGUUUCAUGGCUAUGCGAACUUCGCGAGUUGGGCAGCACAUGGCUCUUUCACCAAAGUCAAAACUCUAGCGAAUGCCAUCCAUGGAAAGGUCAUCCUGCAUCGUUGGAUGAAGCCCAAUGGCAUGGAGCAGGACGUGGUGGUUAAGAAAAUGCCACGCGAGAAUGUGCUUCAAAACCAGGGAAAGUGGACCAACGAGUCGUGGUCUCACCGGAAUCCUCGAUCUAUGCAUUGCCCUCACCCAGAGGAUGCACUCACCGAAAUUGGCGUACUAUCCUAUCUGAGGCAACAAGAAGAUCUACCGCUCUUUUUGUUGCGAAUGAUGGGUUCCUUCACUGACGGUUGCAAUGUAUUUCUCGUGACCGAGUUGAUUCAAGAUGGCGAGGUGUUCCAACAGGUCCAAGACCGUCACUUAGACAACAGUGAAGGCGUACUCCGGCAGCUUAUGUGGCAGCUCUUGCAUGCCGUGCGGUAUCUGCAUCACCAUGACAUAGGUCACCGAGACAUCUCCCUGGAAAACGUGUUGAUCGCCAUGCCAGCAGAGGGCCGGCCACCGUCUCUUCGGCUCAUGGACUUUGGCCAGGCAGUGAGAACCCGCUCAAGGUGCCGAAAUGUGGCGCUCAGGUAUUUUAGAACGGUCGGGAAACCCUACUACAGGAGUCCUGAAGCUUAUGUGCCACGGAGUGAAACGGUCAGAGUAACUGCUCCUGCUGCUGCAGCUGCCGGUGACGUGAUGUUUCUUGAUAGUCUGGGGCCCACUGGAGCUCCAGAUGGUUUUUCGUGCGAGGUUCGGCUACCGGCGGACGUUCGGCCUGAAGAGCCUUGCGAUGCCGAAGUUUGGGGCUAUGAGGUGCCUCCCCUUGAUGUCUUUGCUUUGGGCGUUUGCCUCUUCAUUUUAGCGUGGCGCAUUCCGCCAUGGGGUCAAGCCCUUCGGCUAGAUGGGACUUUUCAAUACAUUCAAGCACAUGGAAUCCGACAAUUACUUACCGUAUGGAGAUUGCCGCUGCUCUCGCCGGAGGCAAUGGCACUGCUGACCGAAAUGAUGGCAGCAAAUCCACAACGCCGGCCUUCGGCGGAAGACUGUCUAGCAUCUGAAUGGUUACGUCCGCUGGCAGAGGCCCAGGUGCCUGUUCAUGCUGCCGAGGAUGAUGUAGUAGACCCUGCUGUGGCGGCGAUGGCGAGUAUGGAGAUCGCGGCUGAACGGAGAAUGGUCAAUUGGGGUGAUACCUGGGCAGAUGAUUUGCGCACUGCUGUGAGAGACAUCCAAGAGACCGGCUACCGCAUCACUGACGCUCAUGGACAGCAGCGGAACGAAAUACCUGGGCACCCUGGUCAGUUGGAAGACGUGCCAUUGCCGAGUGAAUUCCCACUUUGUGUCAGUGUGAACUAGCCCUAGCCCGCAAGGCAUCAGGAGGAUAUGGUGACUUCGGAAUGACGCCUCCGUAGCCCUGAAGUAGGUUGUUGUCCAUGCAUGCGUGCUAGUGCAACGACGG
This is a messenger RNA of Cladocopium goreaui, 1553 nucleotides long. The record is from the annotation of a GenBank genome assembly. NCBI's taxonomy places the organism in Eukaryota, Dinophyceae, Suessiales, Symbiodiniaceae.